GCGGGAGGGGGGGAAUCAAAGGGAGUGGGUUACGUUUUAAUUCCUGCGACUGUGGUCGCCGCCCAAGGCAAAAGAGAGUGCGGGUGAGCGACAGGGAUUCGAAAACGGCAUUGCCACGGGAUUGCGUAUCUCUGCCCCUUCUCUAGAAGAGCCCAAGAUGAGCAAGACCCUGGGACCAGUGUCUUUCAAGGAUGUAACCGUGGAGUUCAGCGGGGAGGAGUGGCAGCACUUGGACCUUGCCCAGAGAAGCCUGUACAGGGAUGUGAUGCUGGAGAACUAUUUCAACCUGAUCUCAGUGGGCUGUCCAGUUCCCAAACCAGAAGUCAUCUUCAACCUGGAGCAAGCAGAGCCACGCGUGUGGGAUGAGGAGGCCUCCGGUCAGCACUGUGCGGAUGGCGAUAUUGGUUUUGAGACUUCACAACAGAGACUGUCUGAGGAAUUUUCUUUCCAGUGUGAGAGGGUUGAUCUCUUCACAGGAGAUAACCUCUAUUCCCUUUUAGAAAAAUUGUGGAAGCAAAGGGAGAGAUGUGAAGGAAACCAGACCACGCCUUUACGUCACGUUGUCUUCAGGGACAGGGCAGCACUAGCUGAUUCGAGGAGCUGUGGAUACCAGGACGCUGGGAAAAUUGGGCACAUAAACACACAUCUGAUUCCUUCACGAAAAGGAUUCCAUCCUGGUGAUGCCUUUGGAAAGAAUCUGAAGCUCAUUGCAAGCUUAAAUAAUCAUAAUAGAAACAAUGCAACAGAAAAUCAUGAUGAGGUUAUCAGCCGUGAGGAUGCUGUUACUCACGUGGGUUCUCAUACGGAAGGGAGUGCUUGUGGAGGUAAGCGUUGUCGGGAACGUGGGGGUCAUAAGCAAGCUCUCACUCCACAUCCGAAAAGUCAUGCUGUGGAAAAUCUCCCUUUGUUUUCUGACUAUGUAAAAGUUUUCACUGAGAAUUCCCACCUCUUUGCACAUCAGAGGAUUUAUGCUGGAGAAAAACAGCAUGAGUGUAGUAAAUGUGAGACAGUCUUCACCCAGAAGCCCCCACUUGCUACUGCUUGCAGAGUUUCUGCAGGAGAGGAGCCCUUUAAGUGUAUGGUAUUUGGGAAGUCAAGUCACCAGAAAACUCGUAAUGAGGAAAAUUUCUAUAAAUUCAGGGAAUACAGAAGAGCCUUUGUCCAGAAGUCUGAUCAGUUUAGACGCCAGAGAGACCAUCCUGGAGAAAAACCCUAUGAAUUCAGUGAAUGUGUGAAAAGCUUCUCACAGAAUGCAAACCUCAGCAUAAUUAAAAAAAAUCAUACUGGAGGGAAACACUUUGAAUGUACUGACUGUGGAAAAGCCUUCACAAGGAAAUCCACACUAAGUAUGCAUCAGAAAAUUCACACAGGAGAAAAACCCUAUGUAUGUGCUGAGUGUGGGAAAGCCUUCAUCCGGAAAUCCCAUUUUAUCACACAUGAAAGAAUUCAUACUGGAGAGAAGCCCUAUGAAUGCAGCGACUGUGGAAAAUGCUUUAUAAAAAAAUCACAGCUCCAUGUGCAUCAGCGAAUUCACACAGGAGAAAAUCCUUUUAUAUGUUCACAAUGUGGAAAGGUCUUCACUCACAAGACAAAUCUCAUUAUACACCAGAAAAUUCAUACUGGGGAGAGACCCUACAUAUGUACUGAAUGUGGGAAAGCCUUUACUGACAGGUCCAAUCUCAUUAAACACCAAAAAAUUCACACUGGAGAAAAACCUUAUAAAUGCAAUGACUGUGGAAAAUCAUUCACCUGGAAGUCACGGCUCAGAAUCCAUCAGAAAUGCCAUACUGGCGAGAGACAUUACCAGUGUCGUGAGUGUGGGAAAGCCUUCAUUCAGAAGUCCACACUAAGUAUGCACCAGAGGAUUCACAGAGGAGAAAAGCCCUAUGUGUGCAACGAGUGUGGGAAGGCCUUCUUCCACAAAUCCCAUUUUAUCACACACGAAAGAAUCCACACUGGAGAGAAACCCUAUGAAUGCAGCGAUUGUGGGAAAUCCUUCACCAAGAAAUCACAGCUCCACGUGCAUCAGCAGAUUCACACAGGAGAGAAGCCCUACAGGUGUGCUGAAUGUGGAAAGGCCUUCACUGACAGGUCCAAUCUCUUCACACACCAGAAAAUUCACACUGGAGAGAAACCCUAUAAAUGUAAUGACUGUGGAAAAGCCUUCACUCGAAAGUCAGGCCUCCACAUACAUCAGCAGUCCCACACUGGAGAAAGACAUUACGAGUGCAGCGAAUGUGGGAAAGCCUUUGCCAGAAAGUCAACACUAAUUAUGCAUCAGAGAAUUCACACCGGAGAGAAACCUUAUGUUUGUACUGAAUGUGGGAAGUCCUUCAUCCAGAAGUCACACUUAAAUAGACACAGGAGAAUUCACACAGGAGAGAAGCCCUAUGGGUGCAGCGACUGUGGGAAGUCUUUCAUUAAGAAGUCACAACUCCAUGAGCAUCAUCGAACCCAUACAGGAGAAAAACCGUAUGUAUGUGCUGAAUGUGGAAAGGCCUUCACCAUCAGAUCAAAUCUUCUUAAACACCAGAAAAUUCAUAGUAAACAGAAGCCCUAUAAACGCAGUGACUUUGGGAAGGCCUUUCACUGGAAGGUGCAGCUCACAAGUCAACACAGUGUACCUCAGAAGUCUGACGCUGGGGAGGUGGAGUGCCCAGUGCCGCAAUCAUGGUGUGGGGGUACGAAUAAACAAGAGGCCACAGCUUGACCAAGAAGCAGGAGGUGACCAAGACCCACCCACUGCCUCUGUCUAGUCAGAAUUAUGGGUAUCUGCUUCACAUAGUGGAUGUCCACGACACGUCCAGGAAGAUACUUUGGAGGAAGUGUUUACACAAUGCACUGUGGCCAGGCUUGGUUACUGGCAGAUUGUCAGGCCCCUGCAAAUCCCAGUGAAGAUGAAGCCAGAGGCAUGGUGCAUGCCUCUAAUCCCAGCUACUUGGGAGGCUGAAGACGAAGGAUCAGGUGGGAGGAUCACUUGAGCCCAGGAGUUUGGGUCCAGCCUGGGCAAUAUAGCUAGACUCUGUGUCCACAAAAACAAAGGGAAAAAAAAAGAAAAGGUGGCUUACAAUCUUUCUCAUUUCACUUUUUUUGAUAAGCAGCUGUCUAAACUCAGAGCUGUUGAAUUUCUCUUGCCCUGGGUAGCAAAACUUUAAUAUUGUCCAAAAAAAUAUUUCAUAAGGAGUAGAGUGGUGAGAAAAUUUUUCACUGUCUUAGUCCUCAAAGGACACCAAAAUCAGGAUGGAAAUUAACCAAUUCAGGUCUGCAAUGAAAAGAAAUUAGAAGCUUUUGUGAAAAUUGAUACUAAAGAUACAAAGAAAGGACUCAACUCUCACCCCCCUUUUGGAAAUCACUACUAGUUGUCGUUUAUAGCAGUUAUUGCGUGUGCCUUGUUAGCAGCUUCCAGGAGGCCUAAAACGGGCUCCCAGUCUGUAUCUCUGAAGCAGUCAGUGAUGCAAGCAGCAGUCCUGUGACUGUUGCACAGCUGGGGCCAGGGUCCUGGAGCAGCACAGGGACCCAGACUUAGAUAACAGCACUUUGGAGCCUCAACUUUGUUCAUAGAAAACUGCACUUUCUUACUGAUUCCUGUUUGAAAAAGAGACAAAUUAAGAAAAAAAUCUGUUUCAAAACCUAGAAUACUUUCUCUCCGAUUUUGAUAGUGUAUUCUCUACAUAUUCAUUAUGUACUAGGUAACCAUGAGACAUAAUUGUAGUUUGUUAUUUUAGGAGAUAAAAUAUAGUUAAACAUUUGGAAAAGUACUCCUAUUCUUUCUCAUUCUCUACAAAUUAAUCUUAUUUUAUCACAAUAAAAGAAGUGCAUCAUGAUCUUCCAGAAUAA
Messenger RNA from Ictidomys tridecemlineatus (thirteen-lined ground squirrel), 3837 nucleotides. It is a transcript of the gene Znf484, whose product is annotated as zinc finger protein 484. The record is from RefSeq and is a predicted model, not a curated record. Gene Ontology annotation, cellular component: PcG protein complex; chromatin; transcription regulator complex. Gene Ontology annotation, biological process: regulation of transcription by RNA polymerase II. Gene Ontology annotation, molecular function: DNA-binding transcription factor activity, RNA polymerase II-specific; RNA polymerase II cis-regulatory region sequence-specific DNA binding. Lineage: Eukaryota; Metazoa; Chordata; Mammalia; Rodentia; Sciuridae.